AUGGGCCGCCCAAAGAAGGACGACGAUGAAAAAGAGAAAAAGGUGAAGAAAGUGAAAAAAGUCAAAGAUCCCAACGCCCCAAAACGUCCGAUUUCUGCUUACAUGCAUUGGCUUGCCGAAAACCGAAAACGCCUUACAAAAGAGGGAAUGAGUGUGGCGGACGUAGCCAAGCUUGCUGGAGCCGAAUGGCGCAUGAUUCCUGACAAAUCGAAAUGGGAGGAAAUCUACAAGAAGGACAAGGAGCGCUACGAGGCUGAAAUAGCUGAAUACAACAAGAGCUCAUAG
Caenorhabditis bovis is the source of this 285-nucleotide messenger RNA. NCBI's taxonomy places the organism in Eukaryota, Metazoa, Nematoda, Chromadorea, Rhabditida, Rhabditidae. The record is from the annotation of a GenBank genome assembly.